Molecule: messenger RNA, 1299 nt
Organism: Bipolaris maydis ATCC 48331
Lineage: Eukaryota; Fungi; Ascomycota; Dothideomycetes; Pleosporales; Pleosporaceae
Source: RefSeq, a predicted model, not a curated record
AUGAACAAGAACCAAGAUGCCGUCAUCGACAUGUACGAGCAGCUCCCUGUACCCUAUGGACUCGUCCGAUAUGGUGUUGCGCCCGAUCACCCAGAGGUCAAGAACUGUCAAGACACCUUUGAAGACAUUGCCCGCUCACCGCGAUUCAACUACAUUGGCAAUGUCAAGGUCGGCUAUGAUGUGCAGCUAGCAGACAUGAAACCCCAUUACGAUGCUAUUCUAUUCUCGUAUGGCGCAACCGAGGAUAGACAGCUGGACAUCCCCGGAGAGCAUCUGCCAGGCCCAAUCCUUCAUGCUGGUGAGCAGGCUGUCGUCAUCGGCCAAGGAAAUGUUGCACUAGAUGUCGCGCGCAUUUUGUUGAGUCCCGUAGACGCGCUACGCAGUACAGACAUUGCCGAUCAGGCCAUACAGGCGUUGUCCGAGAGUAAGAUCCGGUCUGUGCGCGUCGUUGGUAGACGUGGUCCCAUACAGGCUGCCUUCACCGUCAAAGAAGCCCGUGAGCUUAUGCAAAUACCAUCCGUUGCCUUUGAACCCAUCGAUCGCUCCCUGUAUCCCGCCGAUAUUAAAAAGCUCCCACGCGUCCAGAGACGCAUUGCGGAAGUACUUCUCAAGGGCUCGGUCACUCCUGCACAGCAGGCUACACGGUCAUGGGCGCUCGACUUUAUGCAGGCUCCCAAAGCCAUGCAUGAAGUUGACGGUCAUCUCACCUCAAUAGCAUUCACAAAGCAACAAUUUGUACCUGAUGGCGAUCCCUUCGAUCAGAGGACCCGUGUUGUGUCUACAAAGGAUGAGACGACAAUUGAAGCAUCUUUGGCUUUCAGAUCUGUAGGCUACAAGUCGGCUGCUCUUCCUGGACUCUCAGACAUUGGUGUGCCCUUUGAUGAGAAGCUGGGCAUCAUCCCGAACGACAUGCACGGGCGUGUCAUUACCCCUUCAGCUGGUCCUGGAAACUUGACAGCAGGCCACGUUUCUGGCAUGUACUGCGCAGGGUGGGUUAAACGUGGACCAACUGGUGUGAUUGCAAGCACUAUGCAAGAUGCUUUCUCCUCUGCAGACAUCAUUGCUCAAGACUGGGAGGCUGGUGUGCUCUUUUUGAACGAUACCAACGGUGAAAACAAAGGCACCAAAUCGGGAUGGGAGGCUCUGAGGGCAGCGGUGGAAAGCAAAGGCGUCAGACCGCUCAGUUGGACGGACUGGAAAAAGAUUGAUGAGGCUGAGCGAGAGAAUGGCAAGGCAAAGGGGAAGCGAAGAGAAAAGUUUCAGAGUGUAGAGGAAAUGCUCAGCGUUUUAAGUUCAUAG